Molecule: messenger RNA, 3137 nt
Organism: Phymastichus coffea
Lineage: Eukaryota; Metazoa; Arthropoda; Insecta; Hymenoptera; Eulophidae
Gene: Hsepi
Product: D-glucuronyl C5-epimerase
Exons: 5
Coding region: 379-2082 (567 amino acids)
Biological process (GO): heparan sulfate proteoglycan biosynthetic process
Cellular component (GO): Golgi apparatus
Molecular function (GO): heparosan-N-sulfate-glucuronate 5-epimerase activity
Source: RefSeq, a predicted model, not a curated record
GGCUACCGGAUUUGGAAAAAUGGAAACUAGUGUAUUCUCGGUAGACAACUUUCUCCGCGAACAUUUUUACCUCGCGACUAGCUACAAUGUAGUAAUUAGGUCACUUAUCCUUAUAUUUUCAAGUCGUCUCUAGGAAGAGUGCAAGUUUAUCAUUUAUCGAUAGUUUUAACCGUAUAUCACAUAUGGCGAUGGUAAUUUAAUUGGCGAGAGGAAACUUAUGACGAAAAAUAAAGCUUGAGAAUGUGCAAUACCAUCAUUUUAUUUAAAUUUAGUGUUUAAUAAAUCAUAGUCAAACUAGGUUCUUCCUAAUAAAAUGCUCGUCGGCUCAACCAACGAGGUGAUUGAGUAUUUUGCUUUCUGCAAUCAUCAAAGUUAUAUAUGAUGAUGAGAAUUAAUUUCAAGACAUUUUUACUGAUAUUAAUUGUUGGUGUAUUAAGCUCUAUAUUCACAUUAUGGAAUAACUGCAAUGGUAAUUUUUUCCUCAGUGGCACAGAUUGGAAGUCUCAAUUUCAGCAUAAAGAACACUUGACUAGUGAACUUGGAUAUCAAGAAAUUGAUUGUCUUGUUAAUGGCAAGAAGACUGUCAGUUGUCGUAAGGAAGGUGAUGAGGUUUAUAUUCCCUUCUCUUUUAUACAUCAAUACUUUGAGAUAUAUGGUAAAAUAGUUAUCAAUGAUGGCUUAGAGAUAUUUGAAUGGUACCAUAGUUAUUCAAAAAUUAAUGAUAGAAAAGUGAAAUAUGAUCCUAGAGGUGUGUUCAUGACAUUUGAAAAUUAUAAUGUUGAAGUAAGGGAAAGAGUAAAAUGUGUAAGUGGUAUUGAUGGUGUACCUAUUUCAACACAAUGGGAAAGUCAAGGAUAUUAUUAUCCAACGCAAAUAGCACAAUUUGGACUGUCCCAUUACAGUAAGAAUUUAACUGAGCCUGAAUCUGUAAAAAAAAUUAUUGAAGAUGCAGAUAAGACUAAACAAGAAUGGAUAGUGCCCCAGGGGUCAGUGAUGAGUCGAAUCUACGAUAAACAUAUUAAUAGUUAUGUAAUGAAAUAUGCUACUCCAGAAACAACUACUUCUGGAAUUUCCACAAAAAUAGAUCAAGUAUUGAAACUUAUGCUUAAACUUGAUCUCUGUAUUAAAGACAAUGGUAGUAUUACUGUUGAGUUACAAUUGAGAGAGAAAAAAGACACAUAUUAUUUGCAUUAUGUGACAAACAAUCUAAUUAUUCAAACACAUAAUAACCAUAUCUACUAUGGAAUAGGACAAGUAUAUAAUCACUGGCGACGUCUAACUAGAGACCUAAUGAUUGAUUUACAAAAGGGCCUCAGUAUUAUUGAAAAACCUAAAAAGAAAUUGUCAAGAUCAAAAUUAAAAGUUGUUAGAAUUAUAUUGAAUGGUUCUGGAAUGAUUGAUAAUCUUACUUUAUCUACAAGUGAACAUAUGGAGCAGUUUUAUGAUGCUGCUAGGUGGUUUGUUGCAAACCAAAAUGUUACUUCUGGUGGGUGGUCAAAUCCUGUCAGAAGAAAAGUUGCUAAUGGAAUGGCUGUUCUUGAACCAGGAUGGUAUUCUGGCAUGGGUCAAGGACAUGCAAUAUCUGUUCUUUCUCGAGCGUAUUAUCAUUCUAGGGAUGAAAAGUAUUUGCAAGCAGCUGUUAGAGGCUUACGACCAUUUAGAGUAUUAUCUAGCAAGGGAGGAGUGGCAGCAUACUUUUUAGAUAAAUACGUAUGGUAUGAGGAGUAUCCAACGACGCCUUCAUCAUUUAUUCUUAAUGGUUUUAUAUAUUCUCUCAUUGGGCUUUAUGAUCUAAAAAGUAUAGCAUCUAGGAAAGAUGCCAAAGAAGCGCAAAAACUGUUUGAGGAAGGUAUGAAUUCCUUAAAAAACAUGUUAACUCUCUUUGACACGGGAUCAGGUACCACCUAUGAUCUUCGACACUUCACGUUGAAAACAGCACCAAAUUUAGCUCGAUGGGAUUAUCAUUCAACUCACAUCAAUCAACUUCUGCUGUUGAUAACGAUUGAUAAUGACCCAAUUUUUAUAACAACUUCUGAGCGAUGGAUACAAUAUAUGGAAGGCAAAAAGGCAGCUCAUAAUUGAUUUUAGACUUUAUAUAAAUGAGUUUUAUAGAACAAUUUGAUAAAUGCAUAGAAAAUUAAGUAAAGUUAUAUUUUUAAAUUUUCAAGCCGUGACAUCUCGGGAUUAUUUGAUUAUUGUGUACAAAAUAUGUUUGUAGCCUAAAGGUUGCAAUUUUUAGUGUAUUAUAUAUUUUUACAGAGUUUAUAUAUACUAUUAGAAAUAUUUAUAAUUUUAACGACUAAUUCUGAUAAGUCAAUGCCUAAUUUUUACACUAAAGAAAAAGUACUUAUGAUGUUUAUGUUAUGACUUUGUAGGUAGAAUGUCCAUUUUUGUUUGAUACACAUAUAUUUAUAAAUGAUUAUAGAAUCUUGUGAUUCUCUAUAGACAAUACAAUACUUUUUGUAAAUUUGACGACCACUGUAGCUAUGAGAUUGGAAUUUAACGCGGAUGAUCAAAUAUCUCAAUUUUUGUAUUUUCCUAGAAGCAUAUUUCUAGAAUCCUAUUGGUAUAAGUGGCAAACAGAUAUUAGUAAUAAAUAUACUGAAUUGUAAAAAUAGUAUAGUUAUAGCUUUUAAAAACUGCUCAUAGACAGAAAAAGUUUGGAUUUUCUGUAGUGCCACUUUUAUUUUCAUUUUCAUAAAAUAAAAAAAUUAAAUAUAUAGAGUACCGUUUAAUUAGGACUUUAGACAUAUCAAUUACAUAGCUCACUUUAAUUACAUAAUUAAUUUUUAUGAAAGUGCUUGCGAUAUAAAAUAAAAUUAGUCUAACAGGGUAGUUGUAAAUAUUGGUGAUACUCAUAAGUGUUCAGCAAGUGAAUGUUGUUUGCUCAAGUAGUGUGUUGAAAAAGUCAAAAUAUUGAACAGAUAUAUUUGACAAACAUUCCAAAGUUUGACUGCACUAAAUAUUUGAUCGUAGAUAAUUUGUAAUCAAGAAAUUUAUGAAAAUGAACUUUUAUUUGCAGCUUUUUUUAUGAACAAACAUUCCAGCAAGUUUUUUAUUUUCUUUAUAUACUCAAUUGUUACAUGUGACUUGUGAUAUUAAUAAAUAGUGUUCAGUUAAUAUAUUUUUAUUUUAGC